Messenger RNA from Cokeromyces recurvatus, 351 nucleotides. RefSeq lists its product as uncharacterized. NCBI's taxonomy places the organism in Eukaryota, Fungi, Mucoromycota, Mucoromycetes, Mucorales, Mucoraceae. The annotation marks the transcript as partial. The record is from RefSeq and is a predicted model, not a curated record. The transcript has 2 exons.
AUUAUAGUGAGGAUAACACAACAUUAUGUAAAGUUGUAUAAGGACGAUGAAGAAAAACAUUUAUCAGGCACCAUAAUAAAUAUAUCUAUAUGUAUUACGUUCAGAAGCAUACAUACUUCUUUUUUAAUUAUUAUUAAAAAAAAUGUGGCUGUAGCUCUUUGGGAGGCAAGAAUUGCAUUACUUUCUGUCUGUCCUAAUUUGAUUUCAAUUACAUCAUCUAGUCUUCAUAAUCAUCUUGGAUAUUAUAUAUCCCUUACUCUCAAGAAAUUAAACAAAUUUGUUGCUGCUAGAACGUCAGAGAAAAACUUACAGACACGUAGUGGAAGCAAUAUUGGAAUGGAAAUCAGAUAA